Messenger RNA from Linum trigynum, 3903 nucleotides. Lineage: Eukaryota; Viridiplantae; Streptophyta; Magnoliopsida; Malpighiales; Linaceae. The record is from the annotation of a GenBank genome assembly.
CUCCAAGUUAUAGUUACGUUUAAUAGUACGUUAAUAGUCAUAAAUAUAUAAAAUUAAUUAUUUUAAAAAUAAAUAAAUAAUAUUAAAGCUAAAAUUUUAAUUUAUAAAAUAUGGAUAAUAAACGUGUUAUACGGGUUUUAUACGUGUUUAGUACGGGAUACAUCAAAUGAACAGGAAAAAAUGAAAUGGCUUGACAAUAAUACGAAUACGAAAGUUUUAAACGAAUAAAAUACGUACGGAUACAUAUACAUAUAUUAAACGGAGUAUUUACUAACUAACCACCUCGAGAGUGAAACGCUUUAUCAAAAUCGUUAGGUAUAUUAUUCUUAUUCUUUAGUAAUCCAGUUAAUUAAUUAUUAAUACUUAUUGUUUUGGGAAAGAAGAAGCCUAUUCGGGUUAGGAAAAGGAUUUGUAUGGUCUAGGGCUCUUUUGUAAGUUAAGUUAAGCCGAUCGACGAAAACAUUCUUCCUUUCCUCCAAGUUCCACUUGUUUCAGCAAGAGAAUGGUUAAAGCUGUCAGAGGAUCAGGAAGCAGAGGAGGAGAAGACGGCGAAGACAGAAUCUCCCAACUUCCUGAAGAAAUCAUUCACUCCAUCCUCAAUCGCCUGAAAUCUUCAGAGGAAGCUGCUAAGACCAGCGUGCUGUCGAGAAGAUGGCUCCAACUGUGGCGACGUUACCCUUUCUUCCAGUUCAAUCUCUCCAAAUCAAAAAACAAUUUCCACAGCUUCGUUGCCUCCAGUUCUAGGAAAUUGCUGCCUUGGUCGUCUUCGGACUCGGGCCACAGCUGUUGUGCGACAAUUCAGGAUUUCAGAAUCUCACUUCGCGAGUAUGAUGAUGAUUUUCCGGAGGAGGAUCUCGACCGGUUGCUCUCGUUAAUCGCAGAUCAUGCUAAUGGAUUAUCUCCAGUUAAGUUUCUGCUUCAUGUCCAGCAAUUGAGAUCUUAUCCCAGCAGCUACAGUUUGCGGUGGGUUCCCAAUUGGACCCGCACAAAAUCCGUCUCCCUCAGUGGUUGCGAUCUCACCUCUGUUACUGCGGCUGCUGCUGCUUUCGGCGAUCAGGAUAAUCACAGUAAUGGUUUGGCUUAUCUGGGCAGCCUCGAGCGCCUCAGCCUGGUAAAUGUCAAUCUCAGUGAGCAGCUUCUCCACUGGUUUCUGGACAAUGCUCCCCGCCUCAUGUGGUUGAGUCUGCGGAUAGUUUAUGGGAUUGAUAAGCUGGAGGUGGUCUCUUCUCCACUGCUCCAAUCAUUGCAAUUGUGUUGCAUCAGUAGAAGCAAGAAUCGCUCCGAGAGAAUGCGCAGGCUGAGGAUUUCGUCUCCAAAGCUCAAGAGGCUGUUGAUGUGGUCGGGGUUGGAGGAGCUUGAGAUUGAUGCUCCUGAUCUCGUUAGUCUCUUCUGGACAGUUUUUCCUGAUGACCCCGUCACCAAGGUUAAUCUCGUCAAUUUGGCAUCUACUUGCCGGUCCGAAAUUCGCGUGUCUUCGCCGGCCAUCAGCUGUUCACCACAGUGGUUGAGGGUGUCCCUCUCCGCCGCAUUCAGUCAAUUGCAACGUCUAAACUUGGUUUUCUACUUUUCUAUUGACUUAGUACUGGAAAAGGUGUGGUUUGAUUUAAGCCAAGCUGAAUAUGAUUUCGCACCUCGAGCGAUUGAUCAAGUGAGAUUUGUGGCAACUUGGUCGUACAUUCUUAACAAUGAUGCAGCUGCGCGAUUUUUGGAGCUUUUCUUUUCAAUUUGCCAUCCUGAAUUCAUGUCGAUCAAUGUUUGCCACGACGGCCAUCAGCGGGUCGUUCAGUACAUGUGCGAUGAAUAUUUGAUGACCGGAUCUCCUGACGGCGUGAAUAUUGCCACAUCUUGGAGGCAUCAUUUGACAGAUAUGAAGAUAAAGGAUGAAAUUACUGGUGAUGUGAUGGAGAUUUCCGAAGACACGAUUUCUUCCCUCGCCAAUCGAAAGACUGUUCGUUUUAUGUUCACGUGGUGUUAGCUUAGGUUACAGAACUUUUGAAAGCUAACGAUGGGGGUUGUCGUUGGAGGAGUUUGAAAUUGAUACUCCAGACCUUGCUUAGGUCAAUAUUGUCAAUUCGAAAUCUCAAUGUCGGUCUAUAGUUCAUGUAGUUUUCUGGGUUCUCAGUUCUCACCACAAUCAUUUAGGUUGUCCCUCUCUACUACAUUCUAUAAAUUUCGCAUCAAGAACUUGGUUUUCAACUAGGGUUUUCAUUUCUUCUAGGGGCGGGCAUUGGUGCGAUACGGGCCGCACCGCAUCGUAUUGAUAUAAACCACACCGUAUACUAUUCUAAUAGCUGUGAAAGCUACUGAAUUUUUGAGGUAUCGUUCUAUGAAGUAUAGAAUGAUAUUACUGUCGAGAGAUGUGGAGAUAUAAGAUCCAAAAGAUAUAAUUUCAUCCCUUGCAAAACAAGAGAAGGUUAGGUUCAUUUUGACAUGGUAUAUUAUACCUAGGGCUGGCAAUUCGGUUGCCGGUUAGCGGUUAGUCGCCGGUUAUAACCGAAAACCGACAGAAACUGACUAACCGAAAACCGGCAAAAACCGACCUCGGUCGGUGUUCGGAUGCCCAUCAGAGGGCUCCGGCUAGCCGAAUAAUCGGGAAUGAUUAACCGCGACUAACCGGAUAACCGACCCUCACCGAAAAUCCCCUUCUCCCCAUCCCAAAAUUGCAGAAACCCUUCACCCCAAAUCAAAAAACCUAAUUCCAAAUUUCCAAUACCCUCCCCCAUCCUCCCCGCUAGACCGCCUGGCACCUGCUCCCCCGCCGACAAAUGCCAUCAACGCGCGACCCUAUCUCCACCACUCUGCCAUCAUCACCACCAACAAUCAUUGCCCCUCCAAACAAAAUAUUUUUUUAAUACAUGCAUUGAAUCAAUACAUAAAAUGACAAUACACAAAUUAAUUAAAUAUUGUUAUAAAACUAAUGGAAAUGUAAGCAACUACAAGAGAGGAUUGGAGGAGGAAAGACACAAAAGAAGUGAGGGGAAUAGUCCUUCUUAUUCAUACACCUUUGUGAUACAAUAGUGUGCUCUAUUUAUAGGCACCCUUUGGUAACCACUACACCCUUACAUCAAUGCAUAUAAAUUAGAGAUAAUAAUAUAGGAAUGGGAGUUACAUGUAACUCCCAAGUGAGCAUCUAAUGUGGUAGGCCAUUGGUCAUCCAAAUAUUAAUAUUUACAUAAUACUCCCCCUUGGAUGACCACUAUAUUGCAUUAUUACGCUAUCCCAUGCUGCCUCAUUAAAAACCUUACCAGGAAAACCCAGUGGGAAAAACCAUGGUUAAGGGAAAAAGAGUGCAGCGCGUAUAUGCUCCCCCUCAUGACCACAUCAGCUCAAGUCUUUGAGUCGUCGAACUCCAAUUUCACGAACAAGCUUUACAAAGAUUGUCGUCGGGAGUGACUUGGUGAAUAAAUCUGCUAGAUUCUCACUUGAACGAACUUUUUGAACAAUUAUUUCACCACUCUUUUGAAGAUCAUGAGUGAAAAAGAACUUGGGUGGAAUAUGUUUUGUUCUAUCUCCUUUAAUAUAUCCUUCCUUUAAUUGAGCAAUGCAUGCUGCAUUAUCUUCAUACAUGAUCGUCGGGACCAUUUUUCCUAGAGAUAGUCCACACGAUUCUCUGAUGUGUCGAAUUAUAGAUCUUAACCAAACACAUUCACGACUUGCCUCAUGAAUUGCUAGGAUUUCAGCAUGAUUGGAUGAUGUGGCUGUUAUAGUUUGUUUUGUGGAUCGCCACGAAAUAGCUGUACCACCACAAGUGAACAAAUAUCCUGUCUGAGAUCUACCAUUGUGGGGAUCUGAGAGAUAUCCUGCAUCUGCAUAUCCCACUAAAUCCAUCUUCGAUGCACUCGAAUAGAACAAGCCCAUAUCUGUCGUUCCUCGAAGGUAACGGAGUAAAUGUUUAACUCCAUU